AUUUCAAAGAAUAUCAAUUUCAGAUCGUGCUGUAUCAGGAAGUGCAAAUUAGGGAGUAAUCAUAUCAAAGUGCAAUCUGAAUUAAAAUUAUCCCCCAUCCAAACUUCCCCCCUUUGUUCAACAGCUAAAGAUCACAGUGACCGGCCCUGGUAGAAUUGUGACAUCAGAGGAAAAUCAGCCAAUUGCUGCCUUCCUCUUUGUCCCUUCCCAUUCCCUCAUUCAGGCAGGGCUUGAUUUACUAGCCCAUCGAGCAAGGCAAUGCUGCUCACAGUAAAGAGGCUGCUUGGGCAGCAGUGCCGCCUUCAGGUAUCUGGCGAGGAGAGGAUCUCUCUGGUGAAAAGCCUGGUGUGUGAAGAGCUCAAUGUCCCGGAGAACCAGCAGACCCUGUUGUUCCAGGGGAAAGUACUGGAGGGGGAGCACAAAUUAUCAGACUAUCUCAUUGGCCCAGAGUCCAUCCUCUAUCUGGUCAUUAAAAAACCUGAGCAAACUUAUCCUGAGGAGCCCUCAAAGCCGACCGCUGCCCAGCCCCACUCAGUGUGGUAUCGACUCUCGCAAGUCCUGGAGAAACAUUUCAGAACUUCUGACGCAGUGAGGGUUCUCGAGAGGGUGCUGAACGACUACUACAAAGGCCUUGGCUUGCUGAGCCUGGAAAACAUUGAAGAGUUAGCAGGGGACCUCCUAAGUCCUGAGGAAGGUGAAGGUGAACCGGUGGCUACAGGUGAGCUCCCCCAGCAAGAGGGGCACCCCACAGCCCCAGUGUCUGAAACCAGGAAGGAUAAAGCGACCCAGACUGAGCCACAAGAAAUGCUAGGAGGAAGGUGGUGCUGGAAGAACACUGAGUAGACUUAUUUAGAGAGGUCUAAGCGAAAAUUAAAAUAGUGAUGGUGUAUGGAA
This is a messenger RNA of Lacerta agilis (Sand lizard), 894 nucleotides long. RefSeq names its product ubiquitin like 4B (gene UBL4B). The record is from RefSeq and is a predicted model, not a curated record. Bases 259 to 843 code for a protein of 194 amino acids. Gene Ontology annotation, molecular function: protein binding. Lineage: Eukaryota; Metazoa; Chordata; Lepidosauria; Squamata; Lacertidae. The transcript has a single exon.